AUAAAUCACCGGUAUGCUCACGCGACAUCGAAACUAGCGUCUGGAUCAAUUGUAUGACCUGAGACGGAUUCACAAUGCUUUCAGUGCAUCAUAUAGCGUGGAGCUUCUUAAUUAUAGGACUUAGAUCUGCGCAACUCCCAUCAGCACCCUCAUUCACCCCGGAUCCAUCCUAUACUGGCUGUCCACCAGAUGGUCCUCUUCUUCCCAAACCAACAAAUCUAGCACAAUCAAAACACUUCCGGACGGCUACAGACAAUCUACCAUAUGCUCAAACUUUGUACUGAAAGGGGGGAUCAA
This is a messenger RNA of Aspergillus alliaceus, 297 nucleotides long. RefSeq lists its product as uncharacterized. NCBI's taxonomy places the organism in Eukaryota, Fungi, Ascomycota, Eurotiomycetes, Eurotiales, Aspergillaceae. The transcript has a single exon. The coding region runs from base 75 to 284 and encodes 69 amino acids. The record is from RefSeq and is a predicted model, not a curated record.